This is a messenger RNA of Pteronotus mesoamericanus, 2895 nucleotides long. It is a transcript of the gene CUNH7orf25, whose product is annotated as chromosome unknown C7orf25 homolog. The transcript has 2 exons. The coding region runs from base 161 to 1426 and encodes 421 amino acids. Lineage: Eukaryota; Metazoa; Chordata; Mammalia; Chiroptera; Mormoopidae. The record is from RefSeq and is a predicted model, not a curated record.
GAAGGCGACAGAGGCGGUGGGGCGCGGGCUGGAGAGCGGCAGCGGCCUGAGUGGGGCGUCGGCUGCCGCGUGAAGUUUCCCAGUGGGCCGCAGUCUGGCGAGCGCAUGUGCCCGCUGCUCGCGGUCCUAGGCUCAGCCGGAAAGGAAUAAUGCUGUCAGCAUGUCUGCACACUCCAUGCUCUGUGAACGGAUCUCCAUAGCCAAGGAACUGAUCAAGAGAGCAGAAUCACUUUCCAGAUCAAGAAAAGGUGGCAUUGAAGGUGCUGCAAAGCUGUGCAGCAAAUUGAAGGCUGAAUUAAAGUUUUUACAGAAAGUAGAAGCUGGGAAAGUAGCCAUUAAGGAAUCCCAUUUACAGAGCACUAAUUUAACACAUCUAAGAGCCGUAGUGGAAUCAGCAGAAAACCUGGAGGAAGUUGUUAGUGUUCUCCAUGUUUUUGGUUACACAGAUACCUUGGGAGAAAAGCAGACCCUUGUGGUUGAUGUUGUUGCAAAUGGUGGUCAUACUUGGGUGAAAGCCAUUGGCCGAAAGGCUGAAGCUCUGCAUAAUAUUUGGCUGGGCAGGGGCCAGUAUGGUGACAAAAGCAUUAUUGAGCAAGCUGAAGAUUUCCUGCAGGCCAGUCACCAGCAGCCAGUGCAGUAUAGCAAUCCUCACAUCAUCUUUGCGUUUUACAACAGUGUCUCCAGCCCCAUGGCAGAGAAGCUGAAAGAAAUGGGCAUAUCUGUGAGAGGAGACAUAGUAGCAGUUAAUUCUCUGUUAGAUCACCCUGAAGAACUCCAACCCAGUGAGAGAGAAUCAGAUGACGAGGGCCCUGAACUUCUCCAGGUGACCAGAGUAGACCGAGAAAAUAUACUAGCAAGUGUUGCAUUUCCUACAGAGAUUAAGGUUGAUGUGUGCAAAAGAGUAAAUCUGGACAUUACAACUUUAAUCACAUAUGUAUCUGCCCUCAGCUAUGGAGGUUGCCACUUUAUCUUUAAAGAAAAAGUGCUCACAGAACAAGCAGAACAAGAGAGGAAAGAGCAGAUUCUACCACAGCUUGAGACAUUUAUGGAGGACAAGGAGCUGUUUGCUUGUGAAUGUGCUGUCAAGGAUUUUCAGUCUAUUCUAGAGACUUUAGGAGGACCUGGGGAGAGAGAGAGGGCCACUAUGCUAAUUAAGCGAAUCACUGUGGUGCCAGACCAGCCUUCUGAGCGUGCCUUGGGACUAGUAGCCAGUUCAAAAAUCAAUAGUCGUUCAUUAACGAUUUUUGGGACAGGGGACACCCUAAAAGCCAUCACAAUGACUGCCAAUAGUGGUUUUGUCAGAGCUGCCAACAACCAGGGUGUUAAAUUUAGUGUGUUUAUCCAUCAACCCAGAGCACUUACUGAGAGCAAAGAGGCUCUAGCCACCCCCUUACUAAAAGACUACACAGGUGACACUGAAUAUUGAUGAUAUCCUUUAAAUAUUAUUGUGGAAAUAAGUUUUUAUACCAGAGGCUGGGUCUUCCUAUCUUAAUUGGAAAAAAAAGUUUGUAAUAAAAAUAACAACUUAGAAUUCAAAUAAGUAGUGUUGAUUUGCUUCUCAUCUAUAAAGUAUAUAACUUCCUAAAAUAGAAAAAACACAAGAGACAACAUUAUUUAUCAAACUGUUUACAUUAUAGUAAUUAGGAACAGAAGUGUAUAUGUAAGGCUUUUAGCUGUGUCACAAUGCUUUUAUUUGAUUCAGUAGGGCUACAACCCCACCUACUGGUAAUCACAUUUCAUGGACUAUGGCUACAACUGCAUCUUGCAUUAAAUACCUGGUGAAAACUGAACCUUGUUUUUUAUUAUAUGGUUUUAUCCAUUGAUAAUGGGUUGAGGCUGAGAGAUGAUAGUGUGUAAUUAAUUUUAGAUUCUAAAUUUAUGGACAUUAUAAAUGACAAACUGCUAUGUGUCAGGUGUAGUCUGGGUAUGUUUACAAAAAUUAAUAUAGAAUAAAGUAAAUUCUUUUUUGUUUUUCUUUUUAAAAGUAAAUUCUGAUCUUGCAAGUCCUAUGGACCUUUUGAUACACCUUUGUGAAAAGAAGGACAACAAUUGCACUACUAUAAACCUAGGACGUAUAAGAUAAAAUAUUAAUUUGAACAAAUUGAAAAAGUUAUAUAAAACGUAAAAAGAAUUCAGAUCUUUUAAGUACAAAUAGUUCCCAUGUUGCAGAUACAUGACUUAAGAAUCCUACUUUCCCUUUUUCUUUUGUAAGUGGCAAGUGACAACUGUAUUGUUUCACUGUUGUGAAAUAGUGGCAGGGAGAUUUCCAUACAUGGUAAAUGAUACCAGGUAUGGUGUCAUUUGUAAUUGAGAAGAAAUUUUUAUAUCCAGGAUGUACUAAGUACUUAAUUAAUUUGUAACAAAGCUAGCAAAUUAGCAAAGUAGGUAUGUGUUCACAUUUUAAAAAUGGGAAAAUUGAGCCUAAGGGCUUAAACUAAGUGUGGGACCCAGUAUUAUAUGAUUUUAUGUCAUCACAGCCUAACCUUCUACUAUGCCAACUCCUAUUUUAUGAGAAGAGAAACCCAAUUUCCAGCCACAAUGUUUGAUGGGGAGGUGUAAUUUGAUUAUUGGGGCCCAUGAACAUUCUGAAAUGAAGUGUAAAAUUAAAUGUAUGGAGUGUUUUUCUUAGGAGAGAUUCUGUUACUCAGAACAUAUUUUCUAGGGGAGAAGGCUGUGAUUGGUCUUCCAAUUUAGUGUAGAGAGGUAUACAGGGUACAGCAGAAUGGCCACUUGAAUGUGGUUGGUAGGGUAAUAAUAGAGGUAUAAAAAUGUAUAGUUUUAAUUGAACAUUUCACCUAAAAUGAUAUAUCGUGUGCUUGAGUGUGAUAUUGUUAUGUUACAGAAUUACAUGCUUAUGAUUUUGUAAUAAAAGAUUUUGUAAUAAAGUGUUAUUUG